AUGCAAGUGCUGGCUGUGGAUGAUGGCGGGCUCUGCGCACUAUCGCCGAAUCAGAGUCUCUAUGCUGUUGUGACGAAGGGUCUGACGGUGGUGUUUAUGGAUUACAUCCGGCGCACAAGCGAGUUGAUGAGCUCCGAUCCGCUUGCCGGUGAAAAUGGUGAUGGUCCUUCCCCCAGCAACAUCUACAACGACGGAUCACCGAGAGCGCCCGAUCGUUGCGUUGACGCAGUCAUCUCCAAGCAUAUCGCUCUUGACGAGAUACACGAGCUGCAGUGGUCGCCCGAUAGCUCUCUGGUGGCACUCCUAUUAGCACGGCGUCGGGUUGUGGAGAUUGUGAGUGUCUACGGCAAGUGCUGUGUGGCCCGCAUUGAUGCCGGCAUUGCGGGUCUGCGUGCGGUGCGGUGGCACCCUUCGUCGCGUGUCGUUUACUGGGUGGGGUUGUUGCAGGCCCACGUGCUCUCUCUCGUGGACAGCCAAGUGAUGCGCCUUGCCGGUGGUGUGAAGUACUCCGCCCAACUCGCAGCGCGGCGGUUGACGGCGAGUCCCGCCCCACGCCGCGAUACGUCUAGCUGCGCCGCCACGGCGGUGGUGGAACUUCCGGUAAGCGAGGCGGCGCUGCUGCGCUUUUCCACCUGCCGCCGUUUCCUGUUGUACGUGACGCCCAAGUCCCUGCGCUCGCCGCUGUUGUCCAAAAGCGACGGGCAGACAAUCGCAACGCGCGCGACGAGUAGUGAAAUGGCGCCGCCAUCUUCACCCCCUGCUUCUGCUAGUGGUGAGGGUGAAACGAGCAACCGCCCGAGGCGCAGCGAGUGGUUAGUUGUGGCGUCGGCCACCACGCAUGAGGAGCUGCACGCCUUUCCUACGGGGCAGCUUGUGUCGUGUGUGUCGGAGUGCAUCCCAUUACAGGGCGGCAUCGCACUGGUUGACUACGUGCACGGAUCGCUGGCGCUGACAACGCAUAACGGCGCACGCGUGCUGCAUCAGGAAGCGUCGGGUGUGCAGAACGUUGUGUCUUCGAAAAACGGCGCCAUACUCCUUAUUGUGUUUGCUGACGCCUGUCGUGCUGUUCUUGUGUCCAAGAAGCGUGUCAUGGCGCUGCGGCAGAUCUCAUUUCACGCGGAUGUGCUUCUGUCUCUGCGGCUUCGCGAGCUUCCAGUGUUGGAGGAGCCGAUGUCGGCGGAAGACGCCUCCAUGAAACUUGCACGGGGUGGCGCACCGUACCGGCGAUGUGUUGGUGCUCUCGGGCAAUUGAAUAAUGGUGCGGACUGGUCACAGGGAGAGACACGAGGAGCGCCAUUAGCAGGGCAUGCGGCGAUCAGUGCAUCUGGCCAGAUGGCUGCGGUCACGCUGGGGCUCUGGCCGUCUUGUGUGCUGGUGCUGGAUAUUUUGCGGCAGCGCGUGAUGGCGGUGCUGCGGCACUGUGAAACUGUCAUGGGGCUUUUCUGGAGUCCUUCCCCCUGCUCGGAGUACUGGGGAUUCCAGCAACGCCACUACAUACAGCAAAAAAGAGUGUAUGAUCGUGGAGCUGGCCAUGCCACACCCGAAGCAGCAGCAGCAGCAACCGCAACUACAGCAGCAACUGCAGAGGAGGCGCCCCUGGGGCUGAAAGAGCCUCUGCUUGUUACAUCGGACAAUCACGACGCCAAGGUUUUCCUGUGGCUGGCCAACUGCGCCACAUGCUAUGUUGCCCCACGCCUGAGUGACGGCAGCAUGGAUAUUACCAAUAGAAGAAAGCAGCGCAGUGGCACGCCUUGCCACAGCGGCGAGUUGCCGAAAGUGCGGUUGAACCGCGGCAUGCUCGGCGGCAACGCCGCGGACGCGGUACUGGUGGAUGACGUGCGUGGGAUUGCCAUCACGGUCGCAUUCCGCAAUGAAGAAGGUGAAGUGAAUAGAAAAUGA
This is a messenger RNA of Trypanosoma grayi, 1899 nucleotides long. RefSeq lists its product as hypothetical. Gene Ontology annotation, biological process: mitotic sister chromatid segregation; protein localization to mitotic spindle pole body; microtubule anchoring at mitotic spindle pole body. Bases 1 to 1899 code for a protein of 632 amino acids. The record is from RefSeq and is a predicted model, not a curated record. Lineage: Eukaryota; Euglenozoa; Kinetoplastea; Trypanosomatida; Trypanosomatidae. Gene Ontology annotation, cellular component: microtubule organizing center; MWP complex; mitotic spindle. The transcript has a single exon.